CUUCACUUUCAUCUUAUUUGAAUGGCUUUAGUCAAACCUGACACAUUUUCUCAGACUGGCUACUCUUUUACCAUAGGAGAGUCUUUGGAGGUCCCCAAGCCGACUUUUGUUAAUAAACUUAAGGUUAAUAUAACAGUACCGUAGGAGCCGUUUUUUGCAAAUUCGGGGGAAAUUGAAUUGUAUUUUUAAGGGAGGGGUGAGAAGUCCAAAAUGGACUGACACAAACCAAUCUGAGCAGAUCAAGAGAAGCAAAAUGUAAAUAACGUGUUGAAAGAAAUGACAGUAGGUCUUCAUGCUGUGGUUAAAUGAAAACUCCAUUCUUUGGUAGGAAAUCUAAGCACAGAUUUAAGAGAAAUCUAAGAAGGAAAUCUAAGACCACAAGCUAUAAAUGACGAUGAAUGUUCCUGUAUACUCUUAAAGAAAACCCUUGGGCUUAUUUAUUUGAGAUGUUUUUCAACAUUACUUAUUUCAAUACAUCUUUAUCUAAAUUUUAAAUUUUGUCAAAAUGAACAUUCUCUUCCAAAACGAGAAUCAAAUUACUUGCUUCUGUGAAAUAGCAAGGCAAAUCAAAAUCUGUUUUUGGUGUGCCCACUGGUUCCAGAUUAUAAUAACUUUGUGGGUAGUUGUUUUGCACUGACUCACAGCAAUAAAAACAGAGCCUCUACAUAUUGGUUGAGGCCAGCUGUUCACUUGUGUGCUGUACCUCUUUUGCAGGUUUUUUAGUUCAUCCAUGGCCUGUCCUUUGCCUAAAGCACUCUAAUCUGGUCUAAGGACAUGGUGAUGGCAUGCCUAAGAUGCGUGACCUAAAAAAUUGGAUUUAAAUGUGAAAAAUUGAUAAGUGAUGGUGCACCUGGCAUAUAUGGAUGCUUUCUGUGCAACCAUGGUGCAGGGCUGUUUGUGCAACCAGAAUCUUGUCCCUGCUAGCCAUACACUGCAAACUGGUUUUCACAGUCAUAGUAUUGUCUGUGGGAGACUUGUUAAUAUUAGGGAUGUGACACCCUUAGAACCCCUCUUUUUUGCAUCCAUGCCAACAUACAAAACUUUGUAUCAAGUUAAAAUGGAUAAUAAUUGAAUAUUGAUGGCUUUCUCAGGCCUCUCAGUUUUAGGUAUUUGAUUUCUUGUCCGGGCCUUGGCAUGCACCCAGGUGAGACAAGGGAGAAAAGAAACUACCACUUCCAACCUUUCAUUGCAAUGGAUGCUUUUGCAAAGCACAAGAAACUGAUCAACGAUUAUUUAAGAUACUAUGGUGGAAGCAUGUCAGAUUUUCAGAGAUCAAGGGAAAACUAUAAAACAGAUCAUGAUGUCAUUAAAGAGAACCACAGAUUUGUUUGGGAAGAUGAGGAUGAAGAAGAUAAUUCUUGGGGAAAAUCUUUAGCAAAAAAAUAUUAUGACAAAUUAUUUAAAGAGUAUUGCAUAUCAGAUUUGAGCAGGUACAAAGAGAAUAAGUUUGCAAUGAGAUGGAGGACAGAAAAAGAGGUUAUGGAUGGGAAAGGACAAUUCAUUUGCGGGGGUAGAAAAUGUGACACACAGGAGGAGCUUCAAAGCUGGGAGGUCAAUUUUGGAUACGUUGAGCAUGACAUGAAGAAAAACGCCCUAGUGAAAUUAAGGCUGUGCUCCAGCUGUUCUGCAAAAUUAAACUUCCACCAAAAACGUAAGAUCGCAGAGAGAAAAAGACAGAAAACCGAACCUGAAAAACAAAGGAAAAGAGAAAAGAAGAAAAAGAAGAGUAAAACUAAAAAAGCCAAAAGACGAAGGAAAAGUUCCAGCUCUUCUGACGAAGCAAGCGGAGAAGAAAAAGAGGAUGAUAAGGAAGUGACAUCAAGUAAAUCAGUUGAAGAAGAACAGACAACAGCAAUUUGGAGUCAGCCUGCUGAGCAAUCAGUUGAAAAAUCGAGGGAAGAAGAGCUUGAAGAUUAUUUGGAGGAUCUAUUCUUCUAACUGAUGGCUGCCUGUAACUACGUGACGGUCUCAAAGAAGCAUGGUAAUGUAGUGACAAGUACAUUUAUAAGCCUCAUUUUGACAUCGAGGGCGUAACUGUAAAGCAGGUUCUCCAUUCUGGAAAGCACCUUUGCCUUUUCCGAAAGGUAAUACGGAAAAACGUUUGAAUAGAUCGAACAUUAGAGUGGCCUACAUUCUUUAACAGAACAGAUUAAACCUCUGUUUCUUGUUAGUGUUUGUGAUAUAUUGCUAUAGCCAGAUAUUGCCAAACUCAUUGCUUUACCGUUUGUUAAGAUUCUUAUGAAGGAUAAUGCUUGGCUCAUUUUUAUCCUAUGUUAAUAUCUUGGUAAUGACUGGUUUCUAAAUGUGGAACAGGCAAGAUUUUGAAUUUUUUCUUUUUGAUAA
This is a messenger RNA of Rhopilema esculentum, 2343 nucleotides long. RefSeq names its product protein FRA10AC1 homolog. Gene Ontology annotation, biological process: dephosphorylation. Lineage: Eukaryota; Metazoa; Cnidaria; Scyphozoa; Rhizostomeae; Rhizostomatidae. The record is from RefSeq and is a predicted model, not a curated record. Gene Ontology annotation, molecular function: phosphatase activity.